AUGGCUCUCCUGUCUAGCGCUCUCAACAUCUUUGGCGCUGUGCUACUGGCACAUGCCGUCUACAGUGCCUAUGAACACUCAACCCUAGCCACCAUUGCCGGCAGUCUUCCCGUCUCACCAGUCCACUCAUACAUCAUCCCAACAAUCGACCUGCCGCUCGACAUCACGCUGGAGACACUGACGGCUGUCCUCCUGCUCUGCAUCGGCAUCGUGGUAGGCAGUCCGGAAUUGAAGCCCAUCCAAUGGCGCGUAUGGGCUGGCAAGCUGGAGAAGGACAAGAGUGCAAAGACCGAGAGCAUCAACGGCGAUCCACUAGGUCCCAGGGGAAAUCCAUACGCAGCUUUGGAGCAGAGACAGGGCUUCCUUGACAUCAGAAGUCAGCGCAACGAGUUUGCUGAUUGGGUCAAGAGUGGCAGCAGUAAGAAGUGA
This is a messenger RNA of Aureobasidium melanogenum CBS 110374, 429 nucleotides long. RefSeq lists its product as uncharacterized. The record is from RefSeq and is a predicted model, not a curated record. Gene Ontology annotation, biological process: protein folding in endoplasmic reticulum. The transcript has 2 exons. Bases 1 to 429 code for a protein of 142 amino acids. Gene Ontology annotation, cellular component: EMC complex. Lineage: Eukaryota; Fungi; Ascomycota; Dothideomycetes; Dothideales; Saccotheciaceae.